UCCAGUCUUGUAUAUAAAUAUACACAUACAAUGCAUCAUCCAUAGAUCUCUUACUAAACAAAAUUUCUUACCCAACUCUUCAAAGCAACCAACCUGAACUACCAGAGACUAGCUAGGACAAGUUUUAUGGAGGGACCAAAUAGGAGGAGCAACAGCCAAGCACAAGAUGACAAGCAAGCUCGCUUCCGAGGCGUACGGAGGAGGCCGUGGGGCAAAUUUGCAGCAGAGAUUCGAGACCCAUCAAGAAACGGUGCCCGCCUCUGGCUUGGGACAUUUGAGACCGCUGAGGAUGCUGCACGGGCGUAUGACAGAGCCGCCUUCAACCUUAGAGGUCAUCUUGCUAUACUUAACUUCCCUAAUGAGUAUUAUUCGCGCAUGGAUGACUGUGCGCUUCGCCCUCCUUAUUCUUCUUCUUCAUCUUCGGGUUCAACUUCUACGGGCGUGAGUCGACAAAAUCCAAGGGAAGUUUUUGAGUUUGAGUAUUUGGAUGGUAGAGUUCUUGAAGAACUUCUUGAUUCAGAAGAAAGGAAGAAACGUUAGUUUUGUUUUCUUUAUUUUAUGUGGCAUUGUGGUGGCUUAGCUACGUGUAUUAUGUGCAUGUAGGUUGGUUAUUUAGUAGUACUUAUUUUGGAAUUUUGAUAACGUGCUACGGUCAUAAAUUGUAAGAUAGGGGUACUUUGCGUUUCCAUGAAAUAUGAUGUUUUAAGUAUUUUGCGCUUAA
Raphanus sativus (radish) is the source of this 721-nucleotide messenger RNA. Its product is annotated as ethylene-responsive transcription factor ERF098. Lineage: Eukaryota; Viridiplantae; Streptophyta; Magnoliopsida; Brassicales; Brassicaceae. Gene Ontology annotation, biological process: regulation of DNA-templated transcription; ethylene-activated signaling pathway. The transcript has a single exon. Bases 127 to 540 code for a protein of 137 amino acids. The record is from RefSeq and is a predicted model, not a curated record. Gene Ontology annotation, molecular function: DNA-binding transcription factor activity; DNA binding.